AUGUCUGAACAGCAAGGAAAAGCAGCUGAUUCUUUUAAAAGUUUAAUGACUGUUUCUGAUAAAGCUCAAAUUUCUUCUUACCAAGUCUCAGAACUGAUCACACAAAAUAUGAAAGCUCAUACUUUGGGUAAGUCACUUAUUUUGCCUGCUUGCCAAAAGAUUGUCAGUACGAUGUUAGGAAAUGAAGCAGCUAUGAAAAUAAGCAAGAUACCUCUGUCCAAUGAUACUGUUAACAAACGUAUUUUGGAAAUGUCUUCUGAUAUUGAGAAAAAUGUAUGUGGUAAUAAACUCCAGUGUUCUGAUUUUGCACAGCAAGUUGACGAGUCAACCGACAUUACCAACAAGGCGCAACUCAUAGCAUUCAUUCAUUUCAUUUACGAAAAUCAAAUAACAAAUCAGUUUCUUUUUUGCAAAGAAUUAAGUCUGACUACAAAAUGUGAGGACGUUUUUAACAUCCUGAAUAACUACCUUGAUAAAUGGCAGUUAUCGUGGAAAUCAUGUGUAGGCAUUUGCACAGAUGGAGCUCCUUCUAUCAUAGGCUGCAACAAGGGUCUUGCAUCUUUUAUAAAGGAACAAAACAAGAACGUUAUUGUAACUUAUUGCUUCCUUCAUAGAGGCCUUGAUGUCAAGAACAUUAGGAGAGGAUUAUUGUAA
Molecule: messenger RNA, 654 nt
Organism: Limulus polyphemus (Atlantic horseshoe crab)
Lineage: Eukaryota; Metazoa; Arthropoda; Merostomata; Xiphosura; Limulidae
Product: protein ZBED8-like
Exons: 1
Coding region: 1-654 (217 amino acids)
Source: RefSeq, a predicted model, not a curated record